This is a messenger RNA of Nanorana parkeri, 2258 nucleotides long. It is a transcript of the gene PAPSS2, whose product is annotated as 3'-phosphoadenosine 5'-phosphosulfate synthase 2. Bases 223 to 2097 code for a protein of 624 amino acids. The transcript has 13 exons. The record is from RefSeq and is a predicted model, not a curated record. NCBI's taxonomy places the organism in Eukaryota, Metazoa, Chordata, Amphibia, Anura, Dicroglossidae. Gene Ontology annotation, biological process: 3'-phosphoadenosine 5'-phosphosulfate biosynthetic process; sulfate assimilation. Gene Ontology annotation, molecular function: ATP binding; sulfate adenylyltransferase (ATP) activity; adenylylsulfate kinase activity.
CCACACUCUUGACCCUUGUUAGUACCCCAGGCGGCGUUGCCCAGUCACCCUGAGUGCGGUAGUUAAUGAAGGGGGCGUGGUCUGAAGAGGGAGAGGAGGCGAAAGGUUGGUCCGGGGACUUUGCUACGUGUCUCCCUGGCCUUUAAUAGCCCGGCUCCGGGAGCGAUCAUCACACACACGGCUCCUGCUCGUUCCCGGUCACAUCAGCCCGCUCCUAACAUCAUGUCUAAGCCGAGUCAUUUACAGAAGUCCACCAACGUUGUGUAUCAGUCUCACCAUGUGAGCAGAAACAAGAGAGGCCAAGUUGUUGGUACCAGAGGGGGUUUCCGAGGCUGCACUGUUUGGUUGACAGGCUUGUCUGGAGCUGGCAAGACAACGUUGGGGUUCGCUCUUGAAGAAUACUUGGUAAGCCAUGCUAUUCCCUGCUACUCUCUUGAUGGCGACAACAUCCGUCAUGGGCUGAACAAAAACCUGGGCUUUUCCUCUGAGGAUCGAGAAGAGAACAUCCGCCGUAUUGCUGAGGUUGCAAAACUCUUUGCGGAUGCAGGUCUGGUGUGCAUUACAAGCUUUAUCUCUCCUUAUGCCAAGGAUCGCACAGCAGCUCGCAAAAUACUGGAGGCUGCUGGGUUGCCUUUUUUUGAGAUCUUUGUGGAUGCUCCUUUAGAUAUCUGUGAAAGCAGGGAUGUGAAGGGUUUAUACAAGAAGGCCAGAGCUGGAGAAAUCAAAGGAUUCACUGGAAUUGACGCUGAAUAUGAAAGACCAGAAGCUCCAGAACUGGUGCUGAAGACCAACCUGAACUCUGUGAAUGAAUGCAUCCAGCAGAUUGUGGAGCUUUUACAGGAGAUGGCUAUUGUCCCAUCAUCGGCUACAAAGGAUGUCCAUGAAUUAUUUGUGUCUGAGAACAGACUGGAUGAAGCCCGGGAAGAAGCUGAGAACUUGCCUUCAGUUCAGAUCACUAAGCUGGACCUCGAGUGGGUGCAAGUUCUAAGUGAAGGCUGGGCCACACCACUAAAGGGAUUUAUGCGCGAAAGGGAAUAUCUGCAAGUCAUGCAUUUCAACACCCUUCUAGAUGAUGCGAAGCAUAACUCAGAUUUAUCAUUCACAAAGUCUUUUGGGGGCAUAAUCAACUUGAGUAUUCCGAUUGUGCUGCCUGUAUCUAAGGAAGACAAGGAAAAACUAAAUGGAGUUAAAGCACUCGCCCUGUCAUAUGAAGGACGGAGAGUGGCAAUUCUGAGGAAUCCAGAGUUCUUUGAGCACAGAAAAGAGGAGAGGUGUGCUCGCGUCUGGGGGACGACUUGUACUAAGCACCCUCAUGUCAAAAUGGUACUGGAAAGUGGAGAUUGGUUGGUUGGUGGAGAUCUGGAGGCCCUGGAAAGAAUCAGAUGGGAAGAUGGUUUGGACCAAUAUCGUCUGACUCCUCUUGAGCUGAGACAAAAGGCUAAAGAAAUGAAUGCAGAUGCAGUCUUUGCUUUCCAGCUGCGUAACCCUGUCCAUAACGGACAUGCAUUGCUGAUGCAAGACACCAAGCGUCAUCUGCUGGAUAGGGGUUAUAAGAGCCCUGUGCUUCUCUUACACCCUCUGGGAGGGUGGACCAAAGAUGAUGAUGUUCCACUGGACUGGCGCAUGAAACAGCAUGCAGCUGUGCUGGAAGAAGCCGUUCUGGAUCCCAAGUCAACCAUUGUUGCCAUUUUUCCGUCUCCAAUGCUGUAUGCAGGACCCACUGAGGUUCAGUGGCACUGCAGAGCUCGUAUGAUCGCCGGAUCCAACUUUUAUAUUGUGGGGAGAGAUCCAGCCGGCAUGCCUCAUCCUGAAACUAAGGAGGACCUGUAUGAGCCAACCCAUGGGGGAAAAGUGCUCAGCAUGGCACCAGGCUUGACCUCUGUAGAAAUCAUUCCCUUUAGAGUGGCAGCCUACAACGCCAAGACCCGAAGCAUGGAAUUCUACGAUAAAGAAAGGCACAAUGAGUUUGACUUCAUCUCUGGAACUCGGAUGAGAAAACUGGCACGUGAAGGUGAAAACCCCCCCGAUGGCUUUAUGGCCCUCAAGGCCUGGAAAGUCCUGACGGACUAUUAUUGCUCUCUAGAAAAGAAUUGUUGAUUUGAACAAACUCCGGUGCAAAUAAUGUUUUAGUCUUAAGAUUUUAUGUUUUUUAGAACUGAAUGUAUGAAAUCUAUUCCUAUGAUAGUUAGUAAAAACACAUAAUUUUUAUAGCUUCAAAUACAUUUCUUAUCACUAUUUUUAUAGGUUAAAUUGUUUCA